Symsagittifera roscoffensis is the source of this 828-nucleotide messenger RNA. RefSeq lists its product as uncharacterized. Lineage: Eukaryota; Metazoa; Xenacoelomorpha; Acoela; Convolutidae. The transcript is spliced from 3 exons. Bases 1 to 828 code for a protein of 275 amino acids. The record is from RefSeq and is a predicted model, not a curated record.
AUGCCCUUUGGAUUGUCCAACGCUCCAGGGACUUUCCAACGGCUGAUGAACGAAUUGUUUCGGGAGCACUUGUGGAAGUGCGCUCUGGUGUUCCUGGAUGACGUUCUAGUCUCCAGCCAGUCGGACGAGAGUCAUUUUGCUCACCUCCGGGCAACCUUUCAACUCUUGAGAGCAGCCAACUUGAAAUUAAAACCAUGCAGGCUGGUGCAGAGGGAGGUCACCUAUUUGAGCCUUAUUAUUGGAAGUGAAGGGAUCCAAGUCGAUCCUAAAAGAUUGCAGUGGCUCUUCAAGCAAAAUGAGCCUGAUGGAAUGUCGUUCAAGAUGCAGCAGCAGCUGCAAGAAUUUGGUUUCGAAGUUGUCCAACGAGCGGGAUCCAAGCAUGGAAACGCGGAUGGUCUCUCGAUUACGCUAGAAGAGGGACCAGAUUGGCUACCUGGCGAAAAAGAGGAAGCAUUCGGUCCCUGUCCACAGGCGGUUCCACUCAAAGAGACCAUGAAAAAGGAUGAGUCGAUAGUUCGAGUGUUCUACUGGGCCGAACUGGAUGGAAAAUCUGGCGAUAUGCCAUCACUGGGGACGAACCUCAUCCCAAAGGAGCAAGCAAUCCAAUACGGACCCGAGGUGCUGGCGUAUUGGUCGAGAUGGAACGAGCUGACCAUUAGGGGAGGAAUACUUUUCAAGAAAUGGUUCCCAAAGGACGAUUCCCGACCUGUUCUUCAGACAGUAGUCCCCAUAGUAGGACGCAAAGGGAUCCUUAGUCAGUUAGAUUCGUCUCAGACCAGUGGGGGCGAUUUCGCGGUCAAAAAGACUCUGGCGAGGAUACGACAGUGA